UCAGAUUCUUGAUCGACUUCUUGUCUAUCUAAAAAAGAAGCAGCAUAGAUGUCUUGUCUUUUCUCAAUUUGUAGGCGUCUUAGAUAUCGUACAAGACCUCUUGGAGCUAAGAGGCUAUGAGUACGAACGUCUGGAUGGAAAUGUUCCAGCUGAGGAAAGAUUUCGAGCAAUUAAUAAUUUCCAGAAAACAAAAAAAGCUAGAACAACACCCGAGGAUCCGUGGUGUUUUUUACUUUCUACCAAAGCUGGUGGCGUUGGCUUGAAUCUUAACGCAGCCGACACCGUAAUAUUCCUGGAUGCUGACUGGAACCCACAAAAUGAUAUCCAAGCAAUGGCUCGCUGUCAUCGGAUUGGACAGUCCAAACCGGUCCGAGUUAUUUGCCUCAUCGGCCGCUAUACUGUGGAACAACAUAUGCAUGCUCGCGUACGAGAGAAGUUGAAGUACACCGAUAAGGUCAUGGGAAACGACGUAGCAAAACUGACGGCUGUAGAUCUGUUAUCGAUGAUCAAACAAAGUUUGGGAUCACUCAGAGAGCAGAGGCAAGCGAACCAGCUGAAACUG
Cylicostephanus goldi is the source of this 562-nucleotide messenger RNA. The record is from the annotation of a GenBank genome assembly. Lineage: Eukaryota; Metazoa; Nematoda; Chromadorea; Rhabditida; Strongylidae.